Blepharisma stoltei is the source of this 403-nucleotide messenger RNA. The record is from the annotation of a GenBank genome assembly. Lineage: Eukaryota; Ciliophora; Heterotrichea; Heterotrichida; Blepharismidae.
AUGUCAAUAUAUGGAGGAUUCGGAACUCGUCAGCAGGAAACUCAGUAUAAUAAUCUCACAGAAACGCUUAUUUCAUUACUUCAAUAUAGACUGAUCGCUUAUAUGAAAUGUGAAAAAAUAGAUGAAGAAAGCUUCAGGCUGGGUAUUUUGAAUGUUUAUGAUUCUAUGACUAGAAUGGAAAUCAGGAAAUAUCUUGAGCCAAAAUUCUCAGAUUCGUGCAAAGAUUUGGUUAAAAAGAUAGUAAAAGAGAUGGAGGAAGAAAAAAAGAUUAGCGAAGUGGCUAGCGAGCAUCAUAUUUUUAUUAAACAGACAAGUCCUAAUUCACUGUUAGGCGAAAUAUAUUUUGAUAGUGAGUUGCUAAAUAGUAAAGGGAAAGACACAGAGAAAGUACUGAAAAAGGUAA